AUGGUGUUUCUGAGCGUCCUUCCGAGCACCUCGCAGUGCCAUGUGCUCCGGCAGCCAGGUCGCAGAGCCCAGGGGCGAGUGACCCCACUCGUGCCCACUGCUCCUAUCUGCCUCGUUGGCCGAAAUAGCUCCGAGAGGUGCCGCCAACGCGGCCUGUCAGGCAGAUGGGUCUCACGGGCGCUGCCGCUGCCCCGCGUGCUGGAAAGGGCCGCCCUGGCCAAGGCGGCUCCCCGAGGACCGGCUCCGCGGCCCCCCGGCUUCCACGUUUUGGGCGAGGACUCGCAUUUUGGACGAGGACUCCCCUUUUACUGCACCUUUGAUAAGGAGUCAGAACUGACCCCUCUCGAGUCAGCGAUUGGUAUCCUGGAGCUUAUCCAGAAAGAGUUCUCCGUGGAUGAAAAGACAAUGGAAUCUAUCCAGAAAUUGGUGAAAGAAGCUGCUGUUAUAGUUUGCAUCAAAAAUGGAGAGUUUGAGAAAGCUUCAAAAAUCAUCAGGAGACACGUGGGGAAGACUCCCAUAAGCCAGAAAAUGAGGACAGAGUUUCUCAGUAUUAUCCGAGAGAGGAAUUCGGCUCAUCCAGUGAUCACAAACUUCUCCUACAAGGAUUUUCAGCACAACAUGUUCCAGUUUGUGGAGAUGUAUGUGGAUGAUUCGGAGCCCUUGCUGCUAACGAUGAUGAAAAAAGCUUUAAAUUCAGAAUGUGCUGAAGAACCAAAAUGUCCUGCAGCAGCUCCCAAAUCUGCAAAUGGGGUUCUGGACCCAGCAGGUGCCCCCAAGCCUGCAGAAAGAGGACAGGAUGUGGCAGGAGCUCCCACGUCUGCAGAAGGGGCAGAGAACCAAGCAGUAACUCCUGAGCGUAUAGAAGUAGCAGCUAAUAUCGUGGAAGAGUCUCAAGAGCCUAUGGAAAUAGCUAAAGAGCCAGCAGCAGCAGCUCCAGCACCUGUGGAAGUGUCCUCCAAGAACUCGGAAAGGCAACCCUCUGGAUCCGUAACCACAUAUGGGAUUUCUGUUCUGAGAGAAGCCUUCAAGAUCCUGUCGGACUCCCAGGAUUCUGAUGCACUCUUCACCAAACUGGAUGAAACAGACAUUUCUUUCCCCAAGCAACUAUCUCCUUCUGUAUCCCACAGAACCAAGAGACGGAAAGAAGUGGAGAAUCAAGAUUCUGAGAUCUCAGAGCCUCCUGAAAUAGCCCACAAGGGCAAACGCUUGUUGACCAUAAGCAAACUGGUCAUGGAGCAGGACAGCCAGUGCAGCGAGUUGAGUGAGAGCCCAGACUCAUCUCAGGAGCCAGUUGUAUCUUCUGCUUCCAGACCUGCUCAGAAGUCGCCUGACCGGCCUGCGUCUACUAAAAAUCUCAAGCUCUCCAAAGCAAGGUGGAACAGCUCAUUUGCUGAACAAGGAAAAGAUGUUUGGAGUGAGGAGGAUGACCUGUUUGCAGAUGCAGUGUCGCUCGAGACGAACAGCCACAACUCCUCGGUCUUCGGUUCCAAGAAGCAGAAAUGGACAGUACAGGAGAGUGAGUGGAUCAAAGAAGGAGUGAAGAAGUUUGGGGAAGGCAGAUGGAAGUCCAUUUGCCAGAAAUACCCCUUCCAGAACCGCACAUCAGUGAUGAUCAAGGAUCGCUGGCGGACCAUGAAGAAGCUGGGAAUCCUCUAAAGGUGGAAGCCAAAGGACCUUCAAAGC
This is a messenger RNA of Tinamus guttatus (white-throated tinamou), 1683 nucleotides long. Lineage: Eukaryota; Metazoa; Chordata; Aves; Tinamiformes; Tinamidae. The record is from RefSeq and is a predicted model, not a curated record.